AUGAGGAGGACAAGGCUAGCGAGCCAACUGCUUGCCGGCGCCCCGAGAGCUGCCAGAGUAUCGAGGAUAUCGAGCUCGACGACACCGGCGCUGUGCACGAGAGGGUACGCCAGCGCCGUCUCGGGCCGCGAGCCCCUCUCGUUGGACGUCGAGGAUGAAGACGCCCUCUCGCCAAAGGAGCUCAUGCGGAGGUCGACGUCGCUGCCCUCACCACCCCCUGCGAGGGCAAAGUACUCGGCCAAGCUCGCCGCCCUGCAUGCACGACUCUCUCUUUCCCCCAAGAUACCGGUCGAGACCCUGGCCCGCGCCCUGAUCGACCCUUCCGCCGACGCACACCCCAGGUUCAACAAUGCGAACCUCGCCUGCAUCGGCGCCGCUCUCCUCAACAACCACGCCUCCGAGUUCCUCAUCACCAAGUACCCCCGUCUCCCCAUGACCAUACUCUUCACCGCCAUGAAGGGCUACGUGGGCAACCCCGUGCUGCACCAGAUUGCGCGCGCCUGGGGUGUCGAGGCCACGGCCUCGCCUGGCGAGGAGGUCGAUCCGGGUCUGCUGCAAUUCGAUAUCAACAAGCCCACCGCCAUGCACACCAGCUGGGGCUACGUUCGUGCCGAGAGCGCCGAGAUCCAGCGCUACAAGUGGCGGAGGGGUAUGAGCAGUCGUGUCAUGUACGACGACGCCUUUGGUGACCUGGUCCCUGGCCAGUCAUCUGUCUCGGAUAAGACGGGCGCUCUCGAGAUGCGCAAUGACAAGAACUCCAAGGAGAUGCUUGUCAAGGAUAUGCCCACGAACGCUCAUGCCAACUUCGUGAGGGCCGUUGUCGGUGCCGUUUACCUGCACUGCGGUCGCGAGGCUGCCAAGAACUUCAUCAAGCCGCACUUUCUCUCGCGGACCCUAGACCUGGCCAGCCUCUUCGAGUUUAAGAUUCCCACGCGAGAGCUGGCCCGUCUGUGCGCCAGAGAGGAUUUUGAGCUCCCAGUCGCCCGCCUGGAGAGCGAGACUGGUCGCUUGAGUAGGACACCAGUGUUCGUGGUCGGUAUCUACAGCGGGAGAGAUAAGCUUGGCGAAGGCACCGGCCCGGAUCUCGACUCGGCACGGAAGAUUGCCGCCAUGAACGCCCUGAAGGCUUGGUAUCUGUAUAGUCCUGGCGUCGUCGCCGUGCCCAGCGAUACCCUUGCAGAGGAUGCCGCACCGUGGAAGCCUGCCUACGUGGAUAUUGGCGAGGUUAUCUCAUAA
Molecule: messenger RNA, 1236 nt
Organism: Neoarthrinium moseri
Lineage: Eukaryota; Fungi; Ascomycota; Sordariomycetes; Amphisphaeriales; Apiosporaceae
Exons: 1
Coding region: 1-1236 (411 amino acids)
Biological process (GO): primary miRNA processing; rRNA processing; regulation of gene expression
Cellular component (GO): nucleus
Molecular function (GO): double-stranded RNA binding; ribonuclease III activity
Source: RefSeq, a predicted model, not a curated record